UGAAACACGCGCUGCAACUUUCGCAGCGACGACCAAAUGAUGCACUUUGGCAAGCUUGCUUGGUAAUUGAUCAAUAUGGAUGAGGAGGGUCUCUCCAUCGAAGAAACAAAUGCGCUUCGUGCCAAGCUAGGACUGAAACCCCUCAAUGUCGGCACAGGUGCUUCAUCGAGCUCUGCUGCUCCAGGCACAGCACUGACAACGGAGCAACAAGAUGCCCUUGCAGCAGAGAACUACAAGCGCAAGCAAGAAGAGGCCAAGCAACAGGCGCAAGAGCAAGCAACGCGCGAUCGGAUUCGAAGGGCUCGAGAGCGUGCAGAGCGACAACGGCUGUUGGUUGGCAAGACACUUGGUGAGGAGGAUGAUGAUGAUGAAGACACGAUGAGCUGGAUCAAACGGACGAAAGCGGCAAAGCCAGCCAAAGCUGCACAAGUGAAGCCGUCGCAAGCAACUUAUACACGCUCAGAGCUGGCUGGCCUGAAGGUAGGUCAUGAUCUAGCAGAUGUGCAAGGUGGUGAAGAUGUUAUCAUGACAUUGAAGGACGGUGGUGUCCUCGAUGAUGAAGCCGCAGAUGAGCUCGUCAACGUCAGUCUCGCUGAACAAGAGCAGAUCAAGAAGCGUCGUGAGAGCAAGAAGCGCAAGUCGAUUUAUGCCGCGGAUGAAGAGGAGGAUGUCGAUCAAGCCACGGGUGAACGCAAGAUCCUUGCGCGCUAUGACGAAGACAUGGACGGUGGUGCACCGGAAAAGGAAAAGACAAGCUUCAUUAUCAACGAACGAGGCGAGACGGAGAAGGUUGCGGCCAAGCCUCCCAUGGCAGCCACCCGAAAAGUUGAGUCUUUGCAGACAGAAGCUGUGCCAAUGGAUGCCUCGUCCGACUAUGUCCAGGACGUCAAGCUCAAGAAGCGACUGAAGAAGUCUAAAACCUUUCGCAAGCGAGAUCAGGAGAAGUCGUCUAUUCCAACCUUCACAGUCAUUGCAAAAGAUUUGCAAGCAGAUGAAAAUCUCAAUUUUGUCGACGAUGAUGACUUGCAAGCGUCCUUGGCACAGCGACGGCGCCUUGCUUUACAAAGACGCGCUAAUCCUGACGAUUUGGUUGCCCGACUAGCAGCAUCCAGUUCAGUGCCAGAACCUACUGGACCAGUAGGACUUGUGCUCGACGACUCAUCAGAAUUGACUCGCUCACUCUUGGACAUCAGGCUUCCAGAGUCAAAGACAGAAGCCGCAUCGCCACAAGCGCCACUGGUUCAAACAGUUGAAGAUGUCGAUAUGAAAGAAGCGUCCGUUGUUGCUGCAGCAUGUGAGCCUAUCGGUUCCGGCAUUGCGGAGGAAGCCACCCUGAAUCAAGGUGUUGGUGCUGCAAUGAAGCUCUUGCUUGAGAAGGGAGUUAUCUCUCGCAACGAAGAAGAACAAAAGCUGCAACACGAGAAGGAGACCUGGCUAGCGCAAGAUCGCAAGAUUCGACUCGAGCUCGAAUUGGAGCGGAAGCAUGCUAAGGAUGAGAUUCGCAAGUCUGGAGCUUGGGAAAAGAUGUCGCAGCGAGAAAGAGAGGCAUGGGCAGCAAGCGAAAACAGACGAAUUGAAGCGCUUGAAGCGCGGAUGGCGCAAGAUCGUUUCAAACAUUACAAGCCAAAGGUUGAGCUCAAAUAUGUCGACGAUUUUGGCCGGAACAUGUCUCAAAAGGAAGCAUUCAAGCACUUGUCGCACCAAUUCCACGGCAAGGAUUCUGGCAGCGGCAAGACCGCCAAGAAACUUGCGAAGAUCGAGAAGGAAAAGCUUGCUGAGCGACGGACGAUUUUUCGAUAGACAUGUCUCACACUUUGCUCAACUCUCAUCUCUGAAAUAUGUAGCCCCCAACAUACUUACGAGGCGUCAAGUGUUAGUUGUAAUACAUCCUAAU
Messenger RNA from Protomyces lactucae-debilis, 1894 nucleotides. RefSeq names its product SART-1 protein. NCBI's taxonomy places the organism in Eukaryota, Fungi, Ascomycota, Taphrinomycetes, Taphrinales, Protomycetaceae. Bases 76 to 1800 code for a protein of 574 amino acids. Gene Ontology annotation, biological process: maturation of 5S rRNA; mRNA cis splicing, via spliceosome. The record is from RefSeq and is a predicted model, not a curated record. The transcript has a single exon. Gene Ontology annotation, cellular component: U4/U6 x U5 tri-snRNP complex.